Molecule: messenger RNA, 342 nt
Organism: Soboliphyme baturini
Lineage: Eukaryota; Metazoa; Nematoda; Enoplea; Dioctophymatida; Soboliphymatidae
Source: the annotation of a GenBank genome assembly
UUGUCAGGUGAAUGUCGACCAUGUACCGCUAUUUGUUUCUCUGUACCAAGCAGAGGUGCUGAUAAGAGACUCAGUGCAACCAAGCAUAUUCCACAGUUUGAGCCAGAGAAGAAAGAACCUCCGCUAUGCGCUUCUUGUGGUCAAGAGAUUUUUGGGCCUUGCAUGACAGCGCUUGCUCCGAAUUCGUCUUGUGCCCAGAAGUAUCAUCCUUUCCACUUCAUUUGUACGUACUGUACAAAGCCACUGAACCUAAGAGGCACAUACAAAGAAUACCAGAAGAAACCCUACUGCCACGAAUGCUUCUACCGACUAUACAGCGGACACAUUUAUGAAAUAAGCUGA